Molecule: messenger RNA, 2408 nt
Organism: Triplophysa rosa
Lineage: Eukaryota; Metazoa; Chordata; Actinopteri; Cypriniformes; Nemacheilidae
Gene: tsnaxip1
Product: translin-associated factor X interacting protein 1
Exons: 15
Coding region: 92-1969 (625 amino acids)
Cellular component (GO): cytoplasm
Source: RefSeq, a predicted model, not a curated record
AACAUUACCACGCUGUUUGAGCUUCAGUUAAACGGAAGAUGAGAACUUUACUGUUAUAUGCUUAGAUUACCAUACUCUAAAAUCAUCCAAAAUGUCAGUACGGAAAGAAUUUAAGAUACCACCGACGUCACAUUCUGAAAGAUCUCUUACCAGGCCUCGUUUCUUGGAGCACCUGGAAUGUUAUCUCAAAAGGGAAUUGGAAGGUUUAGACAUACACGAUCCAAAAAUCCAACAGCUCAGACUUCAGGUUUACCAGGAGGUCUUUGGGUAUUUAAUUGAUGAGUUCAAAACUUACAAGCCUAUUUUCUCUGCCAUCAAAAAAGAGUAUGACAUCACAUUAGCAAGCCAACGUGAACAAAUCAGGGAUCUGCUACCACUGCGAGAGAAACUAGUGCUUGUCUCAGAACAAUGUGAGAAGAGGGUUCUUGAUCUGAUGGUACAAGAGAGGGAUGAGAUCAGAGCUCUAAAGCAGGAGUGUCAGCGUCUGCAGUGCAUCAUUGAGAGAAUGAAUGAGCAACAGUCUGCCCUGCAGAUUCAGGUUGAUCAUCUGAAAAAGGACUUGGCCAUCCAGUAUGAGUUAUACAGGGAGGAACGUGAUGCACGAAAGCUGCUGAUCCUUAAAAUCAGCACAAUGCACUCUAGUCAAGAUGUUGAAGAUGAUGACAAAAAGGAAGAUAUGGAAGCUGAGGAUCCUGUGAUGGUGAAGAUGGCUUUACAAGUGUGUAGGGAGGAUCUUACCAAAGCACAGGUUGAGCUUAACCGACUGCAAGCAGAAUAUAGUGAUGUUGUCUCCCGUCGAGACUGGGAGAGCCUGAAUGGCUUCCAUGAGGAGACUCUAAGGAAGCUGGAAACCUUUCAGGCAGACUUUGAUCUGAUGAAGACAGAAUAUGACACACUUCUUGAAGUUCACCGACAGUCAGUAAAUUCUAAUCAGUCCUUGCUGCAACCUGGCUCAAAUGAGAAUCACACUGCUACAACUCCCAGACCAAACUGGGAACUAUGUUCAGACAUACUUGGGGGCAAUGAGCGCCACACAGAACUCUUUGAAAGGCAAUCCAGCCAAAAGAAGUUGGAGAUCUUGCUGCAGGAGAUGAAUAGUCAGGUCCCAGACCAGUUCUUUAAUGGACUAGGCUUCUCCAGUGAUGUCCCCAUUUAUUUACGUUACGAGGGGACGUUUAAGGAUCUUAAGCUGAGAAAAGCUGAUGUGGUCAGAAUUAUAAAAGAUAUCUGGAGGGAGAAAACUGCAGAGAAUGAGAAUAAUGAUGACUGUAGAGACCUGAAGGUGUUUCUGCACAGCUAUCUUGUGGACCAAUUUAAGGAGAAGGCAGGACAGUGGGUUUACAGCUUAAUUGAAAUCAUCAAAAACAAUCUCAGUGAUGAUCUCAUUUGUCUUUUCAAUGAUAUUCUGACUGGGAAGGUGGAUGAGAGCCUCUACCAUGGACAGACACAGCUGAUGUCUCACUUGCUCAAGGUUGUAAUUCAAAGUGACAUAAAAGAAUGUGGAUUACUAACUGUUUCAGAAUUUAGUGACGCAUUGAGGAAAGCUUUACCCCUGAAGUCAGAUCAGGCCAUACAGGAGCUGUUGGCAGCGGCUCAUACAGAGCUAGAGAGUAAUGGUGAACGCAUAGCUUAUCAGACACUUUUUACAGAGAUGUUGUUCCCAAUCCAGGACACAGAUGGAAAGCAUAAAGAAUUCCUGAGUCUAGUCAAACAACAGGCUACUGCUGAAAGACUCCAAUAUGUCAGUGAGCUGAGGAUACAACUAGAGGGAAAAGGGACGGUGAAUGCAGAGGACCUAAGGACUGUAUUCAUAACCAUUGAUCCCUCCCUGGAUUCUGCAUCACUUGACCGGAACCUUAGUGUAGCUUUUCAGACAAAGGUGUGGGAAUUACAAGAUCUGGAUGUGAACACAGAGGUUGUGCUACAGCGUCUCUCGGUGGCUGAUGUGAAAAGAGCAGGGCCAAAAUAAACACCAUUGAUGUUCUUGCACUGUGAUGUAUUUAUAGCAGUCUAUUAUGCAUUAUAUAAUUACAUAAAUGACAUAGAAACAAUUACAUAUUAAGGCUAACAUUUUAUUAUAUUAUAACAUUAUAGAUUAUUUUAACCUAACUAAAAACCUUUUGAAUAUUUUAACAGAUAAUUGAUUUUUUUAUUAAGAAAAGACAAUCCACUUAUCAUAUUUGGAGUCGUAUCUUUUUAUUACAAUGAUUUUUACAGUUAAUGUGUAAUGUCUACCUACAGAUUACUUGAUCAUUAUUUAUGUAAAUAAAUUGUACAUUUGUAUUUAUUUAUUUAUCUGUCAUGUGUAUUGUUUUUUGACAUUAGGUUAUGAUGGUUACAUUUUAAUUCAAUAUGUGAUAAAUACAAAUAAGAUGCUUGCUUUCUUUUGUAGGACCCCUUGAAAUAAA